AUGCAGAUUUUCGUUAAGACUCUCACCGGCAAAACCAUCACUCUAGAAGUCGAAUCUUCUGACACAAUCGAUAAUGUCAAAUCGAAGAUUCAAGAUAAGGAAGGAAUUCCUCCUGACCAACAGAGACUCAUUUUUGCUGGUAAGCAGCUAGAAGACGGUAGAACUCUGUCCGAUUACAACAUUCAGAAGGAGUCCACUUUGCACUUGGUCUUGAGACUGAGAGGUGGUAUGCAAAUUUUCGUCAAGACUUUGACAGGAAAGACUAUCACGCUCGAGGUCGAGUCCUCUGACACGAUUGACAACGUUAAGUCCAAGAUUCAAGAUAAGGAAGGUAUUCCUCCUGAUCAGCAAAGACUUAUCUUUGCAGGAAAGCAAUUAGAGGAUGGCAGAACUUUGUCUGAUUACAACAUUCAGAAGGAGUCCACACUCCAUCUUGUUCUCAGACUGAGAGGUGGUAUGCAAAUUUUCGUCAAGACUUUGACAGGAAAGACUAUCACCCUUGAGGUUGAGUCGUCUGAUACUAUUGAUAACGUCAAGUCUAAGAUUCAGGAUAAAGAGGGUAUUCCACCAGACCAGCAGAGAUUGAUUUUUGCUGGUAAGCAGCUCGAAGAUGGCAGAACGUUAUCCGAUUAUAACAUUCAAAAGGAAUCGACCUUGCAUCUAGUUUUGAGAUUGAGAGGAGGUAUGCAAAUAUUCGUCAAGACUCUCACCGGCAAAACUAUCACCCUUGAAGUUGAGUCCUCUGACACGAUUGACAAUGUCAAAUCGAAGAUUCAGGAUAAGGAGGGAAUCCCUCCUGAUCAGCAAAGACUCAUUUUUGCAGGUAAGCAGCUAGAAGAUGGUAGAACUCUCUCCGAUUACAACAUUCAGAAGGAAUCUACUCUUCACCUGGUUCUGAGACUCAGAGGCGGUUUCUGA
Molecule: messenger RNA, 918 nt
Organism: Ogataea angusta
Lineage: Eukaryota; Fungi; Ascomycota; Pichiomycetes; Pichiales; Pichiaceae
Exons: 1
Coding region: 1-918 (305 amino acids)
Biological process (GO): modification-dependent protein catabolic process; protein ubiquitination
Cellular component (GO): cytoplasm; nucleus
Molecular function (GO): ubiquitin protein ligase binding; protein tag activity
Source: RefSeq, a predicted model, not a curated record